Molecule: messenger RNA, 4071 nt
Organism: Drosophila willistoni
Lineage: Eukaryota; Metazoa; Arthropoda; Insecta; Diptera; Drosophilidae
Gene: Hmgcr
Product: 3-hydroxy-3-methylglutaryl-coenzyme A reductase
Exons: 6
Coding region: 717-3497 (926 amino acids)
Biological process (GO): sterol biosynthetic process; isoprenoid biosynthetic process; coenzyme A metabolic process
Cellular component (GO): peroxisomal membrane; endoplasmic reticulum membrane
Molecular function (GO): hydroxymethylglutaryl-CoA reductase (NADPH) activity; protein binding; NADP binding
Source: RefSeq, a predicted model, not a curated record
GAGAGGCGUAAAGUUGUGGACGCGGAAGAAAAAUAAAUAGCUGCUCUCGCUUAAGAAACGCAAAAUAUAGUUUAUAAGUUGUAACCGCAAAGGAUAACACUCCAGAUGCUAAAUCUAUGUCUAACCCAUCAGUCGCUGCAUUCAAACCAUUGAAAGUCUGUGCCGAUCGUCAAUGAAAAGUGAAUAAGUAAACAACUAUUGGCAAAUCAAAGAGAAAGAGCAAGCGCCAAGUCAACAUAAGAUAUUUUAUUUGUUUAAACAAAAUUGAAAAGGAAAUUUCUAUUGUUACAUAAAUGCAGUGUUAAUCAUAAAUUGAAUAUAUCACAAAAAACAGCAACAAGCUAAACCAACGAAAAAAAGUAGAACGAACCCAAAGAAAAAAAACUAUGUCGAUUUGUGGCCUAAAAACGAUAUUUGAAACGGCAAAAUUCUCCGAUCUUCGGUUUUAAAUUAAAUAUUACAAACGAAACAAAAAUUGAAACUAAGUUUGAAGUUGCCCAGUGACUUCACCAACAACAUAAGAUUAUCAUUUAAUUUGCAUUUCUUUUGUGGGCAAAACGAGCGCGUGUGUCCCCCCACAAAAAAAGAGUCGUGUGAUAGCCAGACGGUGGGACGGACCAACCCAGCAACAAUAAAAAAAAAAACCAUACUACAAAAAAGCAAGACAGCCAGUCAAGAUUAUCCAACUCUGGACAAGCUUGGGACGUGCCACAGAAAUGAUUGGACGUUUGUUUCGCGCCCAUGGCGAAUUUUGCGCCUCACAUCCUUGGGAGGUCAUAGUGGCCCUCUUGACCAUUACAGCCUGCAUGCUGACAGUGGAUAAAACCGGCUCCCUGGAGGGACUUGGUAGUGCAUCAGCAACAGCGGCUGCAGCAGCCGCCUCAGCAGCAACAGCAACAGCUGCAGGAACACCAACCACAUCCACUUCAAAUGGCGCAGCAGCAACAGCAGCACCAGGCACAACCAUACCCAUAGCAUCGGGAGCCCGAAAUAGAGCGCCUUGUCACGGCUGGAGUCAAUCCUGUGAGGGCCUUGAAGCGGAAUACAAUGCCGCCGAUGUCAUACUGAUGACUGUUGUCCGUUGCACAGCUGUUCUCUAUUGUUACUAUCAAUUCUGCAGUCUCCAUCGCUUGGGUUCCAAAUAUGUUUUAGGCAUUGCGGGACUCUUCACGGUAUUCUCCAGUUUUAUAUUCACAACAGCCAUCAUUAAGUUUUUGGGCAGCGAUAUUUCCGAUUUAAAAGAUGCCCUAUUCUUCCUGCUGCUGGUAAUCGAUCUAUCGAAUUCAGGACGUUUGGCCCAAUUGGCACUUUCGGGAAGUAAUCAGGCAGAAGUUACCCAGAAUAUUGCUAGGGGCUUGGAACUGUUGGGACCCACCAUUUCAUUGGAUACCAUUGUGGAGGCACUUUUAGUGGGUGUGGGCACUCUUUCGGGUGUCGAGCGUAUGGAAGUGCUCUGCAUGUUUGCUGUACUCUCAGUAUUGGUCAACUAUGUGGUCUUUAUGACAUUCUAUCCUGCUUGCCUAUCACUAAUCUUUGAUUUAUCACGCAAUGGUGUCGAUAUGUCAGUGGUAAGGGAAAAGGCUAAGGGAUCACUGCUGUUGAAGUCUCUCACCGAGGAGGGCCAGAAGGCCAAUCCAGUGUUGCAGCGAGUCAAACUGAUCAUGACCACUGGCCUGAUGAUCGUCCACAUCUAUAGUCGUGUGGUCUUCUCUAGCAGUGAUUACGAUGCAGUCGAUAAGACUCUAUCACCGACUUUAAAUCUCAAUGUGAGCAAUAACCGCACUGAAGCUCCAGAGAUUGCGGACAUAAUUAUUAAAUGGCUGACCAUGAGUGCGGAUCACAUUGUCAUCUAUAUAGUCGUAAUUGCUUUGGUAGUGAAAUUCAUUUGCUUUGACAAUCGCUCAGCACUGUCGGAUCAGCUGCGUCAAGCCCAAACAGUGGCAUCUCAAACCACACCCAUGUUGGAAAAGGCUGAAAAGAAGCCGGAACUUCCAUCGAUUCGUACUCCUCUCUUUACCAUCGAGGAGCAAACCUCGACUAAUGCAUCAACACAAACAGAAAUCGUGCCACUGCGCCAUGAACCAAGUGUAAACUAUGCUCAGCCCACCGCUCCCAAUAGACCACCGCGUCCGCUGCAAGAAUGUUUAGAGAUAUUCAAUUCUAGCGAAGAUUCUGGCGGACCAGAUGCACUUACCGACGACGAGAUCAUGGCUAUAGUGCAGGCUGGCGGCCAACAUUGCCCACUGUACAAAAUUGAAUCAAGUCUUAAUGAUCCAGAGCGUGGAAUAAGUAUACGUCGUAAGGUGCUUGUGAAACUUGCCAAACUUCAGGAAGAGUGCUUGGAUAUCUUGCCCUACCAGCAUUACGAUUAUCGCAAGGUGAUGAAUGCUUGUUGUGAGAAUGUUUUGGGCUACGUACCAAUUCCAGUGGGAUAUGCUGGUCCUCUGAUGUUGGAUGGGCAGAGCUACUAUGUACCAAUGGCCACCACUGAGGGUGCUCUGGUGGCUUCCACUAAUCGUGGCUGCAAGGCUCUGUCUGUGCGUGGCGUUCGCUCAGUAGUCGAAGAUGUGGGCAUGACCCGGGCGCCUUGUGUGCGUUUCCCCAGUGUGGCUCGCGCUUCGCUGGCCAAACUGUGGAUAGAGGAUGAGGUGAAUUAUCAACAGAUCAAGACGGAAUUCGAUUCCACAUCACGAUUCGGACGCCUUAAGGACUGCCACAUAGCCAUGGAUGGACCUCAGUUGUACAUACGCUUUGUGGCCCUAACUGGCGAUGCCAUGGGCAUGAAUAUGGUGUCGAAGGGUGCUGAGAUGGCAUUGCGUCGCAUCAAGCGUGAAUUUCCCGACAUGCAGAUCAUUUCGCUGAGCGGUAACUUCUGUUGUGACAAGAAACCAGCUGCCAUCAACUGGAUUAAAGGACGAGGCAAACGUGUGGUCGCCGAGUGCACCAUUCCAGCUGCCACACUUAAAUCGGUGCUGAAAACCGAUGCCAAGACGCUUGUGGAAUGUAAUAAACUAAAGAAUAUGGGCGGAAGUGCCAUGGCCGGCAGCAUUGGAGGCAACAAUGCACAUGCAGCCAAUAUGGUGACAGCCGUCUUUUUGGCCACCGGCCAGGAUCCCGCACAGAAUGUCACCUCAAGCAAUUGCUCCACAGCCAUGGAGUGCUGGGUGGAGAAUAGCGAGGAUUUGUACAUGACCUGCACCAUGCCCUCGCUGGAAGUGGGCACUGUGGGCGGCGGCACCGGACUGCCGGGUCAGAGUGCCUGCCUCGAAAUGUUGGGCGUGCGUGGAGCUCAUGCCACCCAACCGGGCGAUAAUGCCAAAAAAUUGGCACAAAUUGUCUGUGCCACUGUCAUGGCCGGAGAAUUGAGUUUGAUGGCAGCUCUGGUCAACAGUGAUCUAGUCAAAAGUCACAUGAGGCAUAAUCGUUCCUCCAUUGCCGUGAGCAACGCUAACAAUCCUCUCAAUGUGACCGUCUCCAGUUGCAGCACAAUUAGCUAAAAUUUGAUUAUAAGCGGGCUCCAUUACAGCCUAUUUUUUUCUUCCAACAUGUAUAUAUAUUUAUAUAUAUAAUAGACUUACUCUCAAUCAGGCCAGGGCAUUGCAACUCAGUUCAGUUUAGGUGUUAUAGUUGAAAAUGUUUCACAAAACAACAAAAAAAAACAAAAAAACAAGAAAACAAUUUAAAAAAUCAACAAAUGUUCUUAAUAAUUAAUAAUGGAUUUUUGGCCAGGCCAAUAUGGCAGUAUUCGGAAUAAUGUAGAUGCAAAUAACGAUUUCCGAUCGCCAAUUAUAUAUACAUAUACAUAUAUAUAUAUAGAAUUGUAUGUAGGAAUUUGAGCUGCUCCUGGAAGGAGGAGAUCAACAACUUCCACUUAGUUUGUAAUGAAAAAUAUUUUUCUACAAAAAUAGUUACGGCUUAACGAUUCCUCUGAUCCAAACCCGCGAAUCCCCAUUUAUAAAUUCCCAAUGUCGUUGUCUAGUGUUAGUGCAAGCCUUGUGAAAUGUAUGCGUUGCAAGUAGGACAUUUAGUGUUUAGUGGUUUAAUUAAAACUAAAACGAAACUUAAAUUAGA